Messenger RNA from Aureobasidium melanogenum CBS 110374, 534 nucleotides. RefSeq names its product concanavalin A-like lectin/glucanase. The annotation marks the transcript as partial. Gene Ontology annotation, biological process: carbohydrate metabolic process. The transcript has 2 exons. The record is from RefSeq and is a predicted model, not a curated record. NCBI's taxonomy places the organism in Eukaryota, Fungi, Ascomycota, Dothideomycetes, Dothideales, Saccotheciaceae. Gene Ontology annotation, molecular function: hydrolase activity, hydrolyzing O-glycosyl compounds.
GACGGUAGUCUCACUCUUACCGUACCUGGAGGCCAACCAUAUUGCACGGAGGAUAGUCCCUGUGGAAGUGCUCAAAUCACGACUGCCGCCAAUGAUAUCAUGUACGGCAGUAUGCGUACAGUAGCAAAGACUCCCAAUGUCUGGGGCACCGUUAGCGGGUUCUUCUUCUACAGCGAUGACAACAACGAGUCCGACAUCGAGAUUCAGACUGGAGAUACCACACAUGUUCACUUCACGAACCAGGAUUGGUACGGCUCGAAUGCGCUAUCUAAUGCCAGUGCGGUGGCCGAUUCAUCUGCUGGUUACCACGAGUAUCGUGUCGACUGGGUCCCCGGAAGAACAGACUACUAUGUCGAUGGAAAGCUCUUGCAAACCUUUACCAAGUUUGUUCCUAGGACAGCUGGAGCCUGGAUGUGGAACUCGUGGACUAACAAUGGAAGCUGGACACUUGGACCUCCUGCUAAGGAUGCUGUAUUGCACAUUAAGUCGAUUGACGUGUAUUUCAAUCGCACAAGUAUCACCGGGUGUGGCAGC